UGGAAAGAAGGGGAAAAACUUGCGGGGCAUAAUUGGAUCGAGAAAAACUGUCGCGCUGAAAGGAGGAAGAAAGGAAAGAAAGCGCAGAGAAGAAGAGCAUUCGUGAAGGUGCCUUUCUUGCUCAGUGUAAUCAGAGGUCAAUCAACUGUAUCGUCUGCAAUUUGGCUCUGGAAAAUGACGGGAGGUAAAGGACGUGUAAGAUGGGAUGAAGAUAAUCUGGGGGAGAUUGAGGCUAAUAAACCUGUGAGGCAAAAAAUUACUGAGCCUAAGACACCAUAUCACCCCAUGAUUGAUGAUGAUGGCACUUUAUCUCCUGCUAAGGAUAGCUUUGAUGAGCCCGUUGAUGACGUUAUGCAUGCUGAGGAAUUGCGAACGGCAUUACACACUGUGGCUUCUUCAUCGAGCGGAAACUCCAGCAGACGAUCUACUGGCUGGACAUCAUCCGAAGAUGAAGCUGACCUUAUGGAACAAGAUGAUGAAGAUAACGAAACGGACAGGAAAGCUUAUUUCAGGGAGCUUAGAAGAGCACACUACGACGAGUUCCGGAAAGUGAAAGAACUCAGGCGCAAGGGCUCGUUGUUGGAGGACGAGGAGGCUGAAGAAAAUGGCCAUGCCAAGGAGAACAACGGAGGACGCUCCAGUUCAACAGCAUCAGUAACCGCUGGUGUGAGGAACAUCGACAUUGAAGGAGAUGCUUCAACUUCAUCUCGCCCUCAAGCUAAUGGAUCGUCUUAA
Linum tenue is the source of this 735-nucleotide messenger RNA. The record is from the annotation of a GenBank genome assembly. Lineage: Eukaryota; Viridiplantae; Streptophyta; Magnoliopsida; Malpighiales; Linaceae.